Messenger RNA from Peronospora farinosa, 1563 nucleotides. The record is from the annotation of a GenBank genome assembly. Lineage: Eukaryota; Oomycota; Peronosporomycetes; Peronosporales; Peronosporaceae.
AUGUCGUCUACUGUAUUGGAGCAACUACGUGCUGAGCAGGAAGAGAUUGAAGCAUUAGAGCGUGUUAUUGUAGCCACACUAGGCGAGAAACCACGUAAUCAUCGGAGUCGAGUUUUGCAUGGCCACAAGGUGAGCAAAUUGCUAGAUGGGGUGACACAGCACAGUAAGCACGUUAAAGAGCUCUAUGAAGAUGAAGACGGGAUUUUUACAGAAGAAACGGAGAAUAUGCGUGGACGAGCAGUGUUUACUACGUUCUAUGAGCAACUCAAGUCGAUUCGUUCAUUCCAUCGGAAGUAUCCGAACUCGGUGGUCUCUCAUGAACCAAAUUGGGAGGAGGCUCUACAUCCGAACGUUCAGUUCUCAGGUGAAGAACGUUUCGGCAAAUAUGUGGAUCUAAAUGAGUUCUACCUUCGGUUUUUGAACAUACCAGAGUUCAAGUGGCAAGUACGGAAGACACAGGAAAUGUUGAGCUCGAGUGUCAAGACAAGAGGAAAGAAGCAGUCUACUACCACUUCUAUUGACUACCUGACGUAUCUAGCGUCAUUCUCAGACUUCUCAGCUAUCCCAGCAGCACAGAAAACCCAGUCGAUGCCGUUCCAGCAGUAUCUAAAGGACUUGAAAGAGUAUUUAUUGGAUUUCUACCAACGUACGCAGCCUCUCGUGGACCUAGAUGACGUGAUUGAGGAAACCUCUGCAAAGUUUGAGAAGCAGUGGGCACUUCACGAAGUCACUGGAUGGGACGUGAAUAAUGAGAAUGACAGCGUGGAUGAUGGCAAAACUCCAGCACACUUUUGCGAACUUUGCAAUAAGCAGCUCAGCUCCGAGGGUGUGUAUAAAAGCCACCUGACAGGAAAGAAACACAAAAAGUUUGCGGCUGCUGCUGCUGCAAAGGCUACGGAAGGGGAUAGAAGCAAUGGUGCAAUUGCGAACGGCGCCGAAACAGGCAAGGACACUAAAAAGAAGCUGGAGACGAAGCAGAAGGCCAUUGCAUUCGAUGAGAUAUUAAUCCGUCGAAUGUACGAAGUCCUUACGGAAGUUGUGCAGGGUACAAUUUCAUACUUGGAACUCAAGCAGACACGCACACACGAAGAGCUCCAAGCCGAAAUUGAAGAGGAAGAGGAAGGAGCGUUUUCGGAUGUAGAUGUAGAGAAUGAAAAUGAGGACGGUGAGGAUGAGGAAGAACAGCUUUACAACCCGUUGAACUUACCGCUAGGUUGGGAUGGAAAACCGAUUCCAUAUUGGUUGUACAAGCUGCACGGACUUGGCGUCGAGUACAAAUGCGAAAUCUGUGGUAAUCACAGUUAUUGGGGACGACGUGCAUUCGAUCGUCACUUUCAGGAAUGGCGUCAUGCCUUUGGUAUGCGCUGCCUGAAGAUUCCAAACACGAAGCACUUCCACGACAUUACACUCAUGAGAGACGCCAUCCAGCUGUACGAGAAGCUGAAAGACCAAAUUGAUGCUGAAAGCUGGAAUGCAUCAAAUGAGGAGGAAUUCGAGGACUCGGAAGGAAAUGUGCUCAAUAGGAAGACAUACGAGGAUCUGGCUCGCCAAGGCUUACUGUAG